Messenger RNA from Salarias fasciatus (jewelled blenny), 6556 nucleotides. It is a transcript of the gene myo18b, whose product is annotated as myosin XVIIIB. Gene Ontology annotation, cellular component: cytoplasm; myosin filament; myosin II complex. The transcript is spliced from 42 exons. Bases 1 to 6444 code for a protein of 2147 amino acids. The record is from RefSeq and is a predicted model, not a curated record. Gene Ontology annotation, molecular function: cytoskeletal motor activity; actin filament binding; ATP binding. Gene Ontology annotation, biological process: actomyosin structure organization. Lineage: Eukaryota; Metazoa; Chordata; Actinopteri; Blenniiformes; Blenniidae.
AUGCUGCAUGAGCAGAUCAAGGAGGAGAAGACGCCGGUGGCCGCCGCUGUCGUCCCGCCGCCGCCGCUGUCGGCCCUGCCAGGCGGCUUUCUCAAGCAGCUGGUCCGAGACUCGGAGAAGGAGACCAAACACAAAGAGCCAGAGGUCAAAGAGGAGCGAGUGCCGAGCAAACUGAGCGAUAACCUGGUGCAGCAGUUCCUGCUCCCGGACCAGACGCCCCCCAUCCUGGAGGCGGAGAUGGCUCUGCGGGCCGAGCAGAUGACCAACAGCGGCGGCGAGGAGGGGCGCCGCUCGGCGCUGUCGGACGGUGGCAGGUCCACCUCGUCGUCUCAACGCCUCAUCGUGACGCCCGAAUCCGACGGACCGCCGGCGAGCCGACGGACCGCCGCCGAGCAGCGGGUACAGGUGGAGGAGGAGAAGAGGAGGCCGGAGAGGAAGAACAAGAAGAUCCUGCAGGAGGAGCAGAAGGAGGAGCAGAAGGAGGAGAGGAGGCCCGACAGGAAGAACAAGAAGACUCUGCAGGUGGAGCAGAAGAAGGAGAUGCUGGUGGAGAAGAAGGUGGAGAGCAUGGAGGAGAGGCAGGAGCCUGAGGGGAGGCAGGCGGAUGUCACAGUGACGGAACAGCAGAGGAGGGAGGUGAGGGAUGUUUGGUACGAAGCAGGAACAGUGUGGUACGUCCACAAAGAUGGCUUCACCCUCGCCACUCAGCUGAAGCCGGACGAAGGGACCCCCGAGCUGCCGGCCGGCUGCGUGAGGGUCCGGCUGCAGAGCGACGGCUCGCUGCACGACGUGAUGGAGUACCAGGUGGAGAGGGUGAACCCCGCGGACUCGGACCUGUGCGCCGACCUGAGCGAGCUGCAGAGCGUGAGCGAGAGCGGCGUUCUGCACACGCUGAGCUGCCGGGCGCGAGCCGGCCUGCCGCUGACGCUCGCCGGACCCGACCUGCUCAACCUGUGGCCGCCGAUCCAGACCAACAGCAAGACUCCAAAGUCGCGGCGCGGGGACUCGGUGUGGGACGCCCCCCCUGAGCUGGCGGCCCUGGUCAAGCGGGUGUACGUGUCCACGGUGGGCGGGCGCCGGGACCACAGUGUGUGCGCGGUGGGCCGCAGCGGCACGGGGAAGACCACGGCCUGCCAGGCCUUCACGCACACGCUGCUCAAGCAGGCGGGGACGGCGGCGGCGGCCAACAUCAGCGCGGAGCGCGUCCACGCCAUGUUCACCGUGCUGCGCGCCUUCGGCUGCGUCAGCUCGCCGCACAGCGACGCCUCGUCGCGCUUCGCCAUGGUCUUCUCCCUGGACUUCAACCACGCCGGACAGGCCGCCGCCGGACACCUGCAGACCAUGAUGCUGGACAAGUGGAAAGUUUGUCAACCGACACCGGGAGAGAGCAACUUCCUGGUUUUCUCUCACCUGCUGGCUGGCCUGAGCACCGAGAUGAGGACUGAGCUGCAGCUGCACCAACUUCCUGAGUCCAACUCGUUUGGCAUCGUUCAUCCCACAAAGGUGGAGGAGAAGCAGCGAGCGUCCGUGGCCUUCACCAAGCUGCUGGCUGCCAUGGAAACGCUGAACUUCUCGGCCGGCGAGCAGAAGGCGAUCUGGCACGUCCUGGCUGGUAUUUACCAUCUGGGAGCAGCCGGGGCCUGUAAAGUGGGCAGGAGGCAGUUUGUGAGCUUCGACAGCGCCCAGGUCGCCAGCAGCGUUCUGGGCUGUGAGGGGGACGACCUCCACACGGCCGUCUUCAAGCACCACCUGAGGCAGCUGCUGCAGAAAGCCACCGGGGGCAGCAGAGAGCGGGGCAGCGCCGAGGGGGAGGAAGGCCCGAGGCUGACGGCGGCUCAGUGUGUGGACGGCAUGGCGGCCGGACUCUACGAGGAGCUGUUCACCGCCGUCGUCUCGCUCAUCAACAGGGCCCUGAGCGGCCAGCAGCUGGCGCUGGCCUCCGUCAUGGUGGUGGACACGCCGGGUCUCCGGAGCCCCCGGCACUCGGCCGAGGAGCGGGGAGCCAGCUGGUCCGAGCUGAGCCACAACUACCUGCAGGAGCGUCUGCUGGAGCACCACCACACACACACCUUCACACACACUCUGGACCGAUACGCUCAGGAGAACAUCAAGGUGGAGUUCGAGUGUCCGGAGAACAGCCCGACUGAGGUGGUCUCUGCCAUCGACCAGCCGCCUCCGCAGGUCCGGGCAGCAGAGGGAGACCCCAGAGGUCUGCUGUGGGUUCUGGAUGAGGAGAUGGUGACGCCGUCGUCCACGGAGAACAGCGCUGUGGACAGAGUCUGUCAAUAUUACAGCAGCAGCGUGCGGCAGUGCGAGCAGCCGCUGCAGUUUGAGCUGAACCACCUGAUGGGGGGCGACCCGGUCCGCUACGACCUGACCGGGUGGUUCGGUCUGAUCCAGAACAACCCGUCUGCUCUCAACGCCAUCUGUCUGCUGCAGAACUCCACCAUCGGGGCUGUGAAGGCCUUGUUCAGUCCCCGGAUCUCGCUGCCCCCUCUGUGUCGGGGUCUGGGGGGUCUGGAGGGUCUGGAGGGCGCCAGCCAGCGCUCCCUGCAGCGGAACGGCACCGUCAGGAAGACCUUCAGCGGCGGCAUGGCGGCCAUUCGGAGACACUCGCAGUGCAUCGCCGUGAAGCUGCAGGCCGAUGCCCUGGUGAACCUGAUUCGUCGAGCCCGGCCGGUUUUCCUGCAGUGUCUGAGUGCGAAGUGCGACGGUGGCGGUUUUGACGUUCCGGCUCUCAGGGUGCAGCUGCACUCCACCCAGAUCCUGUCGGCGCUGCAGCUCUACCGCACAGGUUACCCCGAACACAUGAGCCUGAGCGACUUCAGGUGCCACUUCCAGGCGCUGUCCCCACCCAUCAUGAAGCGCUACGCCUCCAUGUUCGUCAGCCACGACGAGAGGAAGGCGGUGGAGGAGCUGCUGGUGGAGCUGGACGUGGAUAAGAGGAGCGUGGCGGUGGGCGGCGGCCGGGUGUUCAUGAAGCGCGGCGUGCUGCGCUACCUGGAGCAGCAGAGGGACCAGCAGGUCACCGGCUGGCUGGUCCGCCUGCAGGCCGCCUGCCUCGGGCACCUGGCCCGCCAGAAGUACCGCCGGCUCAAGGUGCAGCAGAUGGCCGUCCGGUGUCUGCAGAGGAACCUGCGCGCUCUGAGGAUGGUGUCCGGCUGGAGCUGGUGGAAGCUGUUCUGCAGGAUCCGGCCGAUGCUCGACGUCAACAUGGACAACGAGCGGCUCCGAGCGAAAGAGGAUGAGAUUUCAGCUCUGAGACGACGUCUGGAGAAGUCGGAGAAAGAAAGAAAUGAGCUCAGACAGACCACUGACAGUCUGGAGACCAAGCUCACGGCAGUGACCUCGGAGCUGAGUGAUGAGCGUUUCCGUGGCGACGCGGUGGGCCAGGCUCUGGACGUGGAGCGGGCCGAGAGGCUCCGGCUCAGCCGAGACAACAAAGACCUGCAGGCUCGCCUGGACCAGCUGAAGGUCGCCAUGGAGACGGUGGAGAAGCAACUGGAGGAGGAGAAGCAGAGAGCCGAGGAGGCGACCGGGAGUCAGAGAGGAGCAGCCACAGAGAGCGAGCUGGCCAUGCAGCUGGAGUGCUGCCAGACCGAGGUGGAGUUCCUGCGCCGGCGGCUGAAGCAGACGGAGGAGAAGGUGGAGGCGGAGCGGCAGAUGCGACAGCAGCUCGACGCCAAGGUGGCCUCGCUGCAGGCCCAGCUGGAGCAGUCCCGGAGGAGCGCCACCGAGCUGAAACGCCACUGCCGCCGUGUGACCUCUGACCUGCAGGACGCCCGGGUCCUCACCGACAGCCUGCAGAGCCGCAUGCACGAGCUGGAGCGCAAACAGAGGAGGUUUGACGGCGAGCUGACUCAGGCUCUGGAGGAGGCCGAUAGCGAGCGGGAGCAGAAGGACAAGGCCCAGCUGGAGAGCACGGCUCUGGGAUUUGAACUCUACACCCUGAGGAACAGCCUGCAGGAGAGCCAGUCGGAGGUGGGCCGCCUGCAGAAGCAGAAGGACGAGCUGUGCGCUCAGAUCCGGGACCUCAGCCUGCCGGUGGACCUGGCCACGGACUCGCUGCCCGACCUGAAGAAGCAGCUGCGGCUGGUGGAGAGCCAGUCCGGCGAGCGGCUGGAGGAGAUCGGCCGGCUGAAGGCCAGGAUCCAGCAGCAGGAGCAGGUUCACAUGAGGUUUGAGAUGGAGCUGGAGAGGAUGAAGCAGAUCCACCAGAAGGAGCUGGAGGACAAAGACGAGGAGCUGGAGGACGUCCACAAGUCCUCCCAGAGACGGCUGAGGCAGCUGGAGAUGCAGUUGGAGCAGGAGUACGAGGAGAAACAGAUGGUGAUCCAUGAGAAGCAUGACCUGGAGGGACUCAUCGCCACUCUGUGUGACCAGGUGGGUCACAGAGACUUCGACGUGGAGAAGAAGCUGAGGAGGGAUCUGAAAAGGACUCACGCCCUGCUGGCCGACGCCCAGCUGCUCCUCGCCACCCUGGACAGCUCGGGGCAAACGGCGCCCAACGGCAGCAAGGAGCAGAUCGAGAGGCUGCACUUCCAGCUGGAGGAGAGCGAGGCGACUCGACUGGAGGCCGAGAGCAUCCAGAGCACGCUGUCGCAGGAGCUGGAGAACACUCAGAUCGAACUGGAAAACGUCUGCAAGCAGAAGAGUGUGGUGGACGAGCAGUUGGCGCUGCUGCAGCACGAGAAGGCGGACCUGAUGAAGAGGCUGGAGGAAGACCAGGAGGACCUGAACGAGCUCAUGAAGAAGCACAAGGCGCUCAUCGCACAGUCCUCCAGCGACAUUUCCCAGAUCAGAGAGCUGCAGGCCGAGCUGGAGGAGGCCAAGAAGCAGAAACACUCGCUGCAAGAGGAGCUGCAGCAGAGCGUGUCCAGGGUGCAGUUCCUGGAGUCCUCCACCGUGGGGCGCAGCAUCGUCAGUAAACAGGAGGCUCGAGUGUGUGACCUGGAGAAUAAACUGGAGUUCCAGAGAGGCCAAGUCAAGAGGUUUGAGGUGCUGGUGCUGCGUUUGAGGGACAGCGUGGUGCGUUUAGGGGAGGAGCUGGAGCAGAGCGCCCAGGCGGAGGCCCGGGAGAAGGAGAACGCCCGCUACUUCCAGCAGCGUCUGCAGGACAUGCGGCUGGAGAUGGAGGAGCUGAGCCUGAGGGAGCAGGACAGCGGCCGCCGGCGCAUGGAGCUGGAGAUGCAGGUGGAGGAGCUCAGCGCCGUGCGGCAGACGCUGCAGGCCGACCUGGAGACGUCCAUCCGCCGCAUCGUGGACCUGCAGGCCGCCCUGGAGGAGGUGGAGUCCAGCGACGAGAGCGACUCGGAGAGCGUGCAAACUGCUGUGGAGUCCCUGACUCGAAAGAAGGACCUCGACUCUGUGUCCAGCGUCGGCUCGGUCGGGACGGAGGACGUGGGGGAGGGGAUCCGGACCUGGCUGGGGGUCCCCAGAGGAGGGUCUCGUGGCGGCGGCUCUACCUACAGCGGCCACGGGGGGCGCCAGUCCGUCACCGACACCAUGAGCACCUACAGCUUCCGGUCCUGUGUGGACGACGACGGGUCGGAGGCGGGCGCAGGCGGCAGGGGUCCGUCCCGAGCUCCGUCCUCCUCCGCCCUGUCCGAGCUGCUGGACGGACUCCGGAAGCGCCGCGCCGGCGGCGACACGGCAGCAGACGGGGCGGGCAGCACCGUGUCUCUGCCGAUCUACCAGACCACGGCGGCCUCCGCCCUCCGGCGUCGAGCCUCCGCCAUGUCUCUGAGCCCGGAGGACGCCCAGGAGCCGCGGCCCGGCCCCAGCAUCCUCAAGCCGUCCUCGCCGCUGCUGCCACGCGCCACCAGCUCCCGCUCCGUCGCCGACUCCGCCUCCGGGGUCAAACUGUCCCGCUUCAGCUCCAGCGACUCGGUGGCUUCGCUGCCGUCGCUGCCGCGCCUCUCCUCCCUGUCGUCCUCCGCCGCCGCUCGCCACAACCCGCCGUCCCUGUCCAUCCCGGAGGAGGAUCCGGACGAGCCGCCGCGCUCCCUGACCACGUCCUUCCGGCGCUCCCCGCUGGCGCCGCGGCGCUGCAUGCUGGGCAGCCUGGUGGCGGAGGACGGGGGCGAGGGCUCCCUGGGGUCGGAGCCGCUGGUCUUCCAGAACCGCCGUCUGAACGACGACGCGGCGUCCGACAUCCUGCCCGCCAUCCGGAGGGCCCAGUCCACCAGCAGCCUGGCGGGCUCGGCGCGGGGCGGCCGCCGGGCGCUCAGCGUGCACUUCGGAGAGCUGCCGCCGUCCACGCGCAGCAGGCGGGGCUCCGACACCGAGUCGUCCAGCUCGGGGGGGUCGGCUGGGAGCUCGCAGGGCGGCGGGCCGCGGCGGAGGCUGGACCGGCCGCAGGGGGAGCGGCUGGAGGCGGAGGGCAGCGAGGGCGGAGACGUGGCCUCCGUCAUGAAGCGGUACCUGAAGAAGGACGUGGACUGAAGCAGCCUCCAGCUGAGAGCUCCCGCCUGCAGGAGACCCGGUCCACCUCGUCCAGCCUCGUUCAGCUCGCUUUUCAAACCAAAUCUGUUUGUACAGGAAUAAAAAACUCUUC